AUGCUUUUAAAUGGAAUUCAGGACAAGAUUGAUUUAAAUCAGUUCGGCUGUAUGAAAGGUGUAUCAACAGUUGAUGCCCUUAUCUCAAUAAUGCUCGGGCCAGUUUUUUUCAUUAUCUUCAUUAAUGACCUUAAAGUUCAUCUUCCUAUUGUUAAAUACAUGGAUGACACCACGGUGUCAGAAAAGAUUUCUAGUAAAGAACCGAGCACCUUUAAAAAUGUCAGUGAGGAAAUCUGUAGCUGGUCCACUAGCAACAGAAUGAAGAUUAAUGAAAAGAAAACUAAGGAAAUGCUAAUUAGCUGUAAACAUGUAAAAUCACAACCUCCAAUGAUUCAGAUAAAUGGUGUUAAUAUUGGCAAUGUUAGUCAAUCUAAAUUGCUAGGUUUUGCGAUCCAGGAUGACCUAGGAUGGGAAAGCCAUAUUCAAUCUAUUGUAUCAAAAUGUAAUACAAGAAUCUACUUUUUAAAACAAUUACGCAGAUGUGGCCUUAAUACCCUCACCUUGCGUCACUAUUAUUGCAGUGUUAUUAGGUCAGUCCCUGAGUAUGCGUGCCCUUUGUGGUUUACUGGCACCACUCUCAAGCAACAACAAAUCAUUGAAACAAUUCAAAAGAGGGCUAUUAAAUGCAUUCUUCCAGGAAUGUCAUACGAAAAUGCUCUUCUUUUACUAGGCCUAUCUCCACUUAAAGACAGAUUGCUAUAUCUCUCUAAAAUCUAUUUUGAGAAAAUCAAGAAGAGCGAACACAGAUUAAAUCAUCUCCUAACCCCAACGCUAGACCAUAAUUAUAGACUAAGGAAUAUUAGACAAUUUGCACUACCCAAAAUUAAGUGUGAAAGAACCAAGAAAUUCAUCAUUAACUAUUGUAUUUUCCAUCAAUGGUAA
Molecule: messenger RNA, 882 nt
Organism: Anneissia japonica
Lineage: Eukaryota; Metazoa; Echinodermata; Crinoidea; Comatulida; Comatulidae
Exons: 1
Coding region: 1-882 (293 amino acids)
Source: RefSeq, a predicted model, not a curated record